UCACGUAAUACUCCCGUGGACAAGCUGACUUGUUGGAAAUGCUGGAGGAUCUCAGUGAGAGCACGCUGCCUGCAACACCAGAGGAAGCAUCCAAAGAAAAGUGAAGCGGCAUCGGGAAAAACACACAAAUACCACACAAAGGGCUUGGAGUAUUCCCAGUGUACUUCACUGAAGGUUGUGUUGUGGCAGGACUUUCCCUGGCUAGGGCACGAGCUGCCAUGCCAUUUGGUUGUCUGACACUCGGGGAGAAGAAGGAUUACAACAGUCCCUCAGAGGUGACCGACAAAUAUGACCUUGGACAGAUUGUUAAAUCAGAGGAGUUUUGUGAGAUAUUUCGGGCGAAGGAUAGGAACACCUUGAAAAUGUACACAUGUAAAAAGUUCCACAAAAAGGAUGGAAGAAAAGUGAGGAAAGCUGCCAAGAAUGAGAUAAUGAUCUUAAAGAUGAUUAAACAUCAUAACAUCCUUCAGCUGGUUGACACUUUUGAAACGAAGAAGGAGUAUUUCCUUUUCCUGGAGCUAGCUACAGGAAGAGAGGUCUUUGACUGGAUCUUAGAUCAAGGCUACUACUCGGAGAGGGACACCAGCAAUGUUAUGCGGCAGGUGUUGGAAGCUGUAGCUUACCUGCACUCUCUGAAAAUCGUCCACAGAAACCUAAAGCUGGAGAACUUGGUGUACUUUAAUCGUUUGAAGCACUCCAAAAUUGUUAUCAGUGACUUCCAGUUGGCUAAACUGGAAAAUGGACUCAUUAGGGACCCAUGUGGGACUCCUGAAUAUCUUGCUCCUGAGGUGGUUGGGAGGCAGAGAUAUGGAAGACCUGUGGACUGUUGGGCCAUAGGCGUCAUCAUGUAUAUUCUUUUGUCUGGGAACCCUCCUUUCUAUGAUGAUGGUGAUGAAGAUGACUCUGAUAGUCGUGAUAAGAAUCUUUUCCUCAAGAUUUUGUCAGGGGACUAUGAAUUUGACUCUCCAUACUGGGACGAUAUUUCAGAUUCUGCCAAAAACUUAGUGGCAUCUUUGAUGGAAGUGGACCAAGAUCAGCGAUUGACAGCACAGGAAGCUAUAGCCCAUGAAUGGAUUUCUGGAAAUGCUGCCUCUGACAAGAACAUCAAGGAUGGUGUUUGUGCACAAAUCGAAAAGAACUUUGCCAAAGCCAAGUGGAAGAAAGCUGUCAGAGUGACCACCCUCAUGAAGAGACUUCGAGCGUCCGAGCAGGGGGAUUCUGCCGCCGCUGGUCUUGCACCAGGAGCUUCAGCUGAUCCCAACACACCCGGGGUUACUCCUGCUGCUCCAGCAGGUGGCGGUGGCCUUCUUGCUGCUGCCAUAAAAGCUGGUCUUAGUGAAAAGGCUUCAGAUACACAGACUGCUACCAUGUCUGCGCUCUCCCUGCCCAGUGCAGCCAGACAGGAGGAGCAGCAGCAGUCACGGUGCAACGGCGACAUUCCCCAAGUGUUGCCACCAAGAAAAGGCGACUAGGCAUCAAUCAAAUGCAAGAAAACCAACCUACAAGCACAUGCGCAGUACAGCCAGUAAAUUUGGAAUCAUGAUAUCGUGUCUAUGCUGUCUGACUAUCCCCCAGUUUGCAGAAUACACCAUGCAUUUCAUGUUCUUGCCUCCUGUACUGAUUGGUCUAUUGAAUAGUGUUCUUCACUCUCCCCUGUUCUUGUUAUUUUGUACACAAGUCCCUUUAAAGCUUGUUGCAAAGUAGCUCUUCUGUUGUUUUGCUUUUCCUUUGAAACUGUAAAAACUCAAAGUGUAAUUUAGUGAAAUCUACUCAUCUUUAUUCAUCAGCUCUUUGUAUAUAGAUGUAUUAGUCUGUUUCAACAAAAUGCUACUUUUUAGCUUCAGAUCUUACAAUCCUGAGUUCAAGUCUUGUGACUUAAAAUUAUGAGUUGAAAGAUUUGGUAAUUUGAUCAUAUAAAAGUUAUUUCACAAAUAUAUAAAUGAAAAUUUAUCAGAAAGCUUUCAAGAGUUAAUGUUGUAGAAACUAUGCUCCAAAACUGAAUACAGUUAAAUGACAAAACUUUGUCAUGUACAUAUUUUGAAUGGAUCACAAAUGAAUAUUUGAAUUAAAAAACAGCCAAAAUGAAAUUUUUUAAGCCAUGUUGAAGAUUUCAAAAUUGUCCAAUAUAAUACCUGUGACACUUAGAUGACUGUCCAUAAAAAGUUUUUAUAAUGACAGACUGUGUAACAGAUACAGAGGAUUCAAUUUGACACUGUGACUAGAUAUCUACUGGUUUAGUGCAGUGCAACUUUAGACAACUUAGAAUUUUAAGGCAGCAAGAAAAGCAUAUUUUUUCGUUUAAGUGCCUUAAUAUUUGUUGCAUUCAUGUACGAAAAUGUUUCAAGAGGAACAACUUGAUUAUAAAUGCUUAUUUAUUUCAUUGAACUGGUUUUAGCUGUUUUAUUUGCUCUUCUGUUUAGAGUCGUAAGCUGCUGUAUUGAUAUUUGUGUUUUGUCCUCUUUCACACUUCAUUUAAAACACAGGAAACUAGAUUUAGACAUUCUAUGUAAAGUGAUGUUUUAGCUGUUGUUGUGUUGUAACUUGUAAUUAGUGAAUUCAGAGUUUUUAGCAGAGUCCAUAUACUGUACGACUAUGUAUAUUUGCAUUGUAUGUGUAUACAUGUGUAUUUUUUUAUUUACGUGUAUUUAGCAACAUUUAGCUGAGCUAACAGGUUGCUACAAUGCUUGUGACUAAAUAAAAUGAGCAAUACUGUUGCUGAAACUGUGA
Molecule: messenger RNA, 2727 nt
Organism: Amphiprion ocellaris (clown anemonefish)
Lineage: Eukaryota; Metazoa; Chordata; Actinopteri; Pomacentridae
Product: caM kinase-like vesicle-associated protein
Exons: 11
Coding region: 219-1472 (417 amino acids)
Biological process (GO): peptidyl-serine phosphorylation
Cellular component (GO): intracellular anatomical structure
Molecular function (GO): ATP binding; calmodulin binding; calcium/calmodulin-dependent protein kinase activity
Source: RefSeq, a predicted model, not a curated record